CUGAACUACGUAAUUGCUAGCUUGAAACAUGUGACUUGAAUUUAGUAUUCUAGAUACGUUGAUAUCGAUUGAUAGUUCUGUUAUUCGAUAUAUAAAGUAUCAAUGAUUGUGAUAAGCAAUAGAAAAACCAAGUUCGCUUAUCGUACUCUCUUAUCGUGCUCGAAACACCUGCAACGUUAUUCGGUUUAACAUUUUGGUUUUGAUAGUGAAGAUCGAUGGUUCAUUUGUGUUUGUGGCCGCUUAUUAUACAGCAGCCCACCAAAAAGACAGUCCUAAUAGGGAUCCCACGACCCAUCAUUUUUUAAUUUGUUUGAGGUAGAUGAUUUGAAUGUACUUGAUGAUCUCUAUAACAAACUUCAGACUGAAUUUCUACAUAAAACUCAAUUGUUAACAAACAUUCGACAACAAAAUGCUGAAAUGAAAUGUGAACUUAACUCAAGCAAGUACUUUUUGUCAGAGCUAGAGCAGUUACAAAAUGAUGGUCAAGUGAAAACAAAAAAUCUACGGGAUAUCAUUGAAGCUAAGCAAGGCGAACUACAGAAAAUUCAUACACAACAGAUUGAAGAUUUGGUCUUAUUUGAAAAUAAUGUCCAGAAGAUAACUGAAAAAUUCAAGAACGCUCCAAAAGAAUAUGAAUCGAAUAGCCUAAUGGAAAAAGUUGUGGAGGUACAAACAGAGUUGGACCAUAAAAUAGCAGAGAUCACCAAAUAUAAACAGGACCUACAAGCAGUUGAAGAUAAAUUCAAAGAGCCGCCUCAGGUUGACCAGAACUGCCAAAGUCUUUCUCUGAAAGUGUUUGAAAACAGUAUCAAAGACAUUGACACUUUAAAUGAAAAGUUGUCAAACUCCCUGGAACAGCUGAGUAACCAAGUAAAUAAUGGAUUGCGUUAUGAAAUAAGUAAUCUCAAUAUACACGAAGACCAUAAAAUUUAAUUUUCCAUUUCAUGUAAGAGAUUCUAUUCUAUUCUUGUGUUAGUUUUCUAUUUUAAUUAAUAAGAUUAAAUUUGAUGUUAAUUUUAUAUUAAAACUCACCUGUUAUACGGA
Molecule: messenger RNA, 1044 nt
Organism: Homalodisca vitripennis (glassy-winged sharpshooter)
Lineage: Eukaryota; Metazoa; Arthropoda; Insecta; Hemiptera; Cicadellidae
Exons: 6
Coding region: 418-933 (171 amino acids)
Source: RefSeq, a predicted model, not a curated record